This is a messenger RNA of Galeopterus variegatus (Sunda flying lemur), 2509 nucleotides long. It is a transcript of the gene MAPK3, whose product is annotated as mitogen-activated protein kinase 3. Gene Ontology annotation, cellular component: cytoplasm; nucleus. The record is from RefSeq and is a predicted model, not a curated record. Gene Ontology annotation, biological process: protein phosphorylation; intracellular signal transduction. The transcript is spliced from 7 exons. Gene Ontology annotation, molecular function: MAP kinase activity; ATP binding. NCBI's taxonomy places the organism in Eukaryota, Metazoa, Chordata, Mammalia, Dermoptera, Cynocephalidae. The coding region runs from base 268 to 1065 and encodes 265 amino acids.
CUCCCUCCCUUCCCUGCCAAGGCCUGGGUGGGGCCGCCAGGCCUGGACUCCCCCUUCGUAAGGCCACACCAGCAACAUCUCUCUGACCCUCUCAGCUCGGCUUAUGACCAUGUGCGCAAGACUCGCGUGGCCAUCAAGAAGAUCAGCCCCUUCGAGCAUCAGACCUACUGCCAGCGCACGCUGCGGGAGAUCCAGAUCUUGCUGCGCUUCCGCCACGAGAACGUCAUCGGCAUCCGAGACAUUCUGCGGGCACCCUCCCUGGAAGCUAUGAGGGAUGUCUACAUUGUACAGGACCUGAUGGAGACAGACCUGUACAAGUUACUCAAAAGCCAGCAGCUGAGCAACGACCACAUCUGCUACUUCCUCUACCAGAUCCUACGGGGCCUCAAGUAUAUCCACUCUGCCAACGUGCUCCACCGGGAUCUAAAGCCCUCCAACUUGCUCAUCAACACCACCUGCGACCUUAAGAUCUGUGAUUUCGGCCUGGCCCGGAUUGCUGAUCCUGAGCAUGACCACACUGGCUUCCUGACAGAGUAUGUGGCCACACGCUGGUACCGAGCGCCAGAGAUCAUGCUUAACUCCAAGGGUUACACCAAGUCCAUCGACAUCUGGUCUGUGGGCUGCAUUCUGGCUGAGAUGCUCUCCAACAGGCCCAUCUUCCCUGGCAAACACUACCUGGACCAGCUCAACCACAUUCUGGGCAUCCUGGGCUCCCCAUCCCAGGAGGACCUGAACUGUAUCAUCAACAUGAAGGCCCGAAAUUACCUACAGUCUCUGCCCUCCAAGACCAAGGUGGCCUGGGCCAAGCUUUUUCCCAAGUCAGACUCCAAAGCCCUUGACCUGCUGGACCGGAUGUUAACCUUUAACCCCAACAAACGGAUUACAGUGGAGGAAGCGCUGGCUCACCCAUACCUGGAGCAGUACUAUGACCCGACGGAUGAGCCCGUGGCUGAAGAGCCCUUCACCUUCGACAUGGAGCUGGAUGAUCUACCCAAAGAGCGGCUGAAAGAGCUCAUCUUCCAGGAGACGGCCCGCUUCCAGCCAGGGGUGCCGGAGGCACCCUGACCUCAACAGGUGUCCCUGCCCCCUGGGGCUUGGUGAGUGCUCCUCACUGCCCACACCCAGACUCACCUGAUACCAGGGUGCCUAGCAUGACUCCACGCAGUCACGGGCUUGCCGGGCACCCAUGAUGCACAUGUGUGGUGGCAACAGAAGGGCCCAGCGCCUGCCCACCUAGUCCGUCAUGUGCCUUCCCCUGUCCUCCAAGCCCAGCUGUCUCCACCUGUCAACACCCUCUAUCCUCUGGCCCCAGUAGCCAUUGCAGACCACUAGAGGUCACUGAAGGCCCCUGUCACCUAUCUGAGGAGCGGAGCCAGAACUUGGCUCUCCCAUUGUGGGUAGAGAAGCAGGUGGAGCCAUGAUUGCUUUGGGAGAAGCCCAGCAGCACCUAGCCUGACCCAGAUGCCAGGCUUUCCCACACCUGCCGCUCAGUCAGCAGUUGACACCUGGGGUGGGGACCCUGCUGGGCCGACCCCACCCACACCCUAUUCCUUCCCUCCUCUGGUCCUGUUGUCUCAGCCAGCUGUGGCCUGAUAGAAAGAAAGCAGACAUACCUGGGCUCAACCCCUAGCUCUGCCACUUAAUAAGAGCUGUGUGACAUUGUGUAAGAUGCCUCACUUCUGUGUGCCUCAGUUUCCUGGAGACAGUUCUAAUAGAGCAAACACUGAUAGAGCCCUAAGCCUUGUUCCCAGAGGUUUACACGUAUUCAUUCAUUUCACCCUUACAAGAGUACCUUGAGAUAGGCACUGUUAUUAUCCCCAUUGACAGAGGAGGACACCAAGACACACCCUACCCACCAGGAGGGUGACAUGAGAGCCAUGGAGGCCAGGGCUCCAUCAGGUCCCUCAUGGGUGCUAACAAUUCCUUUCCUACCUGCUUCUCCUUUAGGUCCUGCCUCCCGCCCGCCACUCCCUUGCUGGACCAUUAGAAAAUGGACACUGCCCAGCCCAGACCCCGGCAGCCCCAGCUGGGGCAGAGGCCGGGCCUGGCCACAUUCAGUCAUUUUGCUCUGGCCACCUGCUUCAGGCAGGCCAAAGCUUCACCCCCCAGGCCUGAGGAGCUCAGGUGGCCCCAAAGCAAGUCUCCCUCUGCUGCUCUGCUGUCAUCUACCCCUGCUGUCCCAGUCUCCGGUAGUUCUGGAAUAGAAGGGUUCUGGCUGCCCGGGGCCUACUGAGGGGCGGGGGUGGGGGCAAGGGGCACUGAGUAGGGACUCAGGACAAGCCUCGCCCCCUCAUCUCAUUAAAACCUCACCCCAUUUUCCCCGAAGGAACAUUUCUAAGUCUCAAGGGCUAGUUAUCUCCAAGGAGCAGGGCCCAGGUUGAAACCCCCACCCCCUCAAAGCUGCCACAUCUAAUGCCCUCGCUGCUUCUGUUUGUGGGUGAGCGGAAGUGGAGGUGCCACCUCCCCAUGCCUUUAUCUAAUAUAUAAAUAUAGAGAUGUGUAUAAGGAU